This is a messenger RNA of Sipha flava (yellow sugarcane aphid), 2005 nucleotides long. RefSeq names its product NADPH:adrenodoxin oxidoreductase, mitochondrial (gene dare). Gene Ontology annotation, cellular component: mitochondrion. The record is from RefSeq and is a predicted model, not a curated record. The coding region runs from base 89 to 1570 and encodes 493 amino acids. The transcript has 10 exons. Gene Ontology annotation, biological process: ubiquinone biosynthetic process. Lineage: Eukaryota; Metazoa; Arthropoda; Insecta; Hemiptera; Aphididae.
UUCACCGAUUAAAAACUAACUAAACAGCGUUUUAUUUUAUAGAAGAAAAAACGUCUUGGUAUACAUUUUUCGAAGAGUUACUAUUGGUAUGAAAUCAAUUAUAAAUUUAUUCAUUUUUUGCUGGAAAACGAAACAGGAAUUAGGAUUUUAUUUUUGGAGAUUGGCAUUAGCUUUUUUUUUUUUGUUCCUAUCAAGUUCGCUGUUAUCAAUUUUUAUCGAUAUAUUGUUGAUGAAUCGUCGCACGCACUGGCCCAUACAUUGUUCGGUUUCAAUUUUUCUGCUUUUCGUCUCGUUAAAUUUCGAUUUCAAAUUAAAAACCAUGCGAUGGAAGUAUUUAAAUCGUACUAUAAGAAAGUAUUCAAAAAACGUCAAUGGAUUUCAUGUUGGCAUUGUAGGUUCUGGUCCUGCAGGAUUUUACUGCGCACAGCAGUUGCUAAAAACAAUUCCUGGAUGUCAGGUUGAUGUCUUUGAAAAGUUACCAGUUCCAUUUGGUCUAGUACGUUAUGGUGUAGCCCCAGAUCAUCCAGAAGUAAAAAAUGUUAUAAACACCUUUACUAAAACAGCAUCCAAUGACCAUUUUCGCUUCAUAGGCAAUGUUACACUUGGCCGUGAUAUCACAUUGGCCCAAUUAAAACAAUCCUACAAUGCAGUAGUAUUAGCCUAUGGAGCUGAAGAGGAUAGGAAGUUAAACAUCCCCGGUGAAGAUCUAUCCAAUUUUGUAUCAGCUACAAAGUUUAUCGGAUGGUACAAUGGUUUGCCUACCGAUAAGAACAUUGAGGUAGAUUUGAACGCUAACCAUGCAGUUAUUGUAGGACAGGGAAAUGUUGCCUUGGAUGUUGCUAGAAUAUUGUUAUCACCAGUUGAUAAACUCAGAAAAACUGACAUGACUGAGUAUAGUUUGGACACCUUGUCUAAAAGUAAAGUGAAAAAAGUCACUCUCGUGGGUCGUCGUGGUCCAUUGCAAGUAGCAUUCACCAUCAAAGAGUUAAGAGAAAUGUUGAAAUUACCUGAAGUAAGCACCAAAUUUUAUAAGGAUCAAAUGAAUGAUAUCGAAAAAAUAAUAAGUGAUUUACCAAGACCUAAAAAACGAUUAAUACAACUCAUGUAUGAUGCAUCCCAAAAGACUGAAGUUCGAGACAAAUAUUUUGACAUCUUAUUUCUAAGAACCCCUAUUUCUAUAUUAGGUACAAGCAAAGUUGAAGGAAUUGAACUGGCUGUAAACCAUUUAGAAGGAGACAAAGCAGUGAUUACUGAUGAAAAAUACUCAUUGAAUUGUGAAUUAGCUUUUCGUAGUAUAGGUUAUCGAAGUGUCCAAGUAGAUCCUGAUAUAAUUUUUGAUAAACACACUUCAACAGUACCUCAAAAUCCAGGUAUUUAUAGUGUUGGUUGGUUGUCAUCUGGACCUGUAGGAGUGAUACUGUCCACUAUGAGUCAUGCUUAUCAGGUAGCUUCUAUGAUCAACAAACAUUUUGAUGAAGGCUUAUUAAAAGAUCAAAAGCCUGGUUAUGAUUACAUUUCAAAAUUAUUAAAAACUAAAGCUGGAAUGGAUGGAACAAAAUUAACCAAGUAGAAGUCGAAAGAGGAAUGAAAAUUGGUAAACCUAGAGAAAAAAUAGUUGAUAUUGAUGAAAUGCUACAAAUUGGAGGAGAAUUAUAAAAUAAUAUGGUGUCAUUAUAACACAUCUGUUAGACUUAAGGAUGAUAAAUAAGAAACGGAUUGAAUAUUUUUAUUUUAGACAAAUAUGUCGAUUAUUGAAUGUUGAAUGAAUUAAAAUUUAAUUUAAAGGUUCUAGUAGUUGCGAUCAAUCAACCGCCCUAUAUUUUUAAUUGUUUUACAAAUAAAUUUGUAUUCUUCAAAUUUUUUCCUAUUAGUAUUCUGAGAAUAAUUCAAUAUGUAAGUGGGUUGAUCGUUAGACUAAAAAAUAACUAUUUUUUGCCACAGAUUUGCUUUCCCAUUAAACAGUAAAUAUAUAAACUGACUAUUGCUUAAAUAUAAAAGUUUACCU